AUGGGAAAUUAUCAAACCAAACCAAGUAAAGAAGAGGAGAAAUUAAUAAAUAACUAUUAUAUUAAUGAUAAUGAAGUUGAUUUAAUAAACUAUAACAUUGCAUUUUAUAAACAAAUAUAUGAAUUUAAUUAUUUACCCGGACACAUUAUAUUAAGAAUUUUCUCAAUUGUACAAAAUAACAUUCAAGAACUCCCAUCCCAAGAAUUUUUUAAUUUAUCAAUAGUAUGUAAACUUUGGAGAUACUAUGCAUUCCACUCUGUAAUUAAAAUAAAAAUGGUUCCGGAAAGAUUGGAAUCAUUAUUAAUACCAUACAAAACAUCAGUAUUGGAUAAUGCAUUUUUAUCAAUUCAGUGUAUGAUCAACAAUGGCUCAAAAUUAAGAAUAAUUGAUUUUUCAAAUAUAGAAAUAGACAAACCAAGAGCAAUGUUAAUAUCGAAAUCAUUUGUAGAAAGCAAAUCAAUUAGGGCCCUCAAUUUUGAAUAUUGUUACCUUGACUCCGAGGCUGUUAUAGAAUUAUGUAAAGGUUUAGAAAAGAAUGAAUCUGUUAAAGAUUUGGACUUUAAUAAUAAUAAAAUUGGUCCAGAAGGUGCGAUUGCUAUUGCAAAUAUGCUAAAGGUUAAUAAAUCAAUUGAAACCAUCAAUCUAUCGCACAAUGAAAUAGGAAAUCAAGGAGCAAUAGUUAUUGGUGAAAUAUUAAAAUCAACAAAAAGAAAAGUUAAAAUGAAUCUUUCAAGCAACCAUAUCGGUGAUGAAGGUGUAUUGGCAAUUGUAAAAGCAAGACAACAAAAUAAUAAUGGUGCCAAAACCUCCUAUGUCUAUAAGAGUGGUUUAACUUUUAAAACCAUUAAUGGUAAAUCCACUGUGGUUUGCCCUUAG
Molecule: messenger RNA, 876 nt
Organism: Dictyostelium purpureum
Lineage: Eukaryota; Evosea; Eumycetozoa; Dictyosteliales; Dictyosteliaceae
Exons: 1
Coding region: 1-876 (291 amino acids)
Molecular function (GO): protein binding
Source: RefSeq, a predicted model, not a curated record